Messenger RNA from Mobula hypostoma (lesser devil ray), 3784 nucleotides. Its product is annotated as rap guanine nucleotide exchange factor 3-like. The record is from RefSeq and is a predicted model, not a curated record. The coding region runs from base 206 to 2866 and encodes 886 amino acids. Gene Ontology annotation, cellular component: plasma membrane. Gene Ontology annotation, molecular function: guanyl-nucleotide exchange factor activity. Gene Ontology annotation, biological process: positive regulation of GTPase activity; Ras protein signal transduction. The transcript has 26 exons. Lineage: Eukaryota; Metazoa; Chordata; Chondrichthyes; Myliobatiformes; Myliobatidae.
GGGCAAUGAAAGAGCUGUCGAACUAGGAGACCAGGAAUCAGCGAGGGACGAAGCCCCAGACGUGGGUGAUAGGAAAGACGUUCCCAGAGGAAUGACAGGAGUUUCCCGGACGUCCUGGAACUGGGAGCCGAGAAAGAGAGAGAGAGAAGGAGAGAGAAGCUACCGGCAGGAAACCAGGAGCAUCAUGUGAAGGAUCCAGGGAGAAAUGGAGAUUCCCUGGGCUCAGAAGUACAGUCUCCAAACCCCGAGGGGCUCCAUUGCCACUGUUCAAGGAAUACGAUGGAGUCCAUUCCUAGAGCAUCCCCUGCCACAAGACCAUGGAUCGAUGCAGGAGGACGUGAGGGGGAAGGUGACCCAGGCUGGUCUCCUGCUCCAAGCCCAUCUCCUGUCAGCGAACCCAGAGCUGAUGCGCGACCGGAGACUGCACCUCAGAUCCCUGCGCAGACAGUGUUGUUCGGGACGGGAGAUGGUCGACAGUUUACUACAGAACAACCCCCUGGUGCACUGCAGGACCCAGGCAGCUGGUGUGUGGCAACUGCUCAUGGAGGAAGGGUUGCUGCAGUCCGUAAAAUCGAGGGAGAGAUUCCAGGACCGGGACAACCACUUCUACCAGUUCACACAGACCCCAGCGAGGACCCAGGAAGCUGCAGGGGAUCGGGAGGAAGAUGAAGAGGAGGAACUGAACGAGGCACUUUCCCUCCUCACACUCCACGGGCAAGAGGCUGUCCUCACUGCCGCUCUCCGCACACCACCCUCGCAGAGGACAGCGGAAGAUGUGGAAAUGAUUUUUGAGGAGCUGACUCAUGUCAAGGCCGUCCUCCAUCUUUCCCAUACGGUGAGGCGACAGCUGGCGGCCGUGGUUCACUUUGAGAGCUAUCAGACCUCCGGCACUGUGUUGUUCAGCCAGGGGGAGAUCGGGACUUCAUGGUACAUCAUCUGGAGGGGAUCUGUCAAUGUGUACACCCACCACAAGGGUCUGGUGAGUUCCUUGGAGGAAGGUGAUGGAUUUGGAGAGCUGGCCCUUGUCAACAAAGCCCCGCGAUCAGCCACCAUUGUCCUCAGGGAAGACGGCUGCCAGUUGCUCCGGGUCGACAAGGAGGACUUCAACCGGAUCCUGAGGGAUGUGGAGACAAACACGGUCCAUCUGAAGGAGCACGGCCGUGAUGUUCUGGUGCUGGAGAAAGUGUCCCGAGAUCCCAGUGCCCGGAGCUCUCCGGCCUCCCAAACUCACACGUACACAGUGAUGUACGGGACAGCUGAACGGAUCCUGGAAUAUCUCCUGGACAACAUGGUUCUGGAUUCCGGAUCCUCCGACCUCUCAGAGAGUUUAGUCGAAGAUUUCCUCCUGUCGUACUGCGUGUUCCUGCCAACGCCUGACCUCCAGGACGCACUCCUCAAACACUAUGGGGCAGAAGAGCCGGAGAGGAAGCCGUGUUCCCAGGACCGGAAGCAGAGGGUCUUGCUCCUUGUUGCUCGCUGGCUGGAGAUCCUGGGUCACCACUUGAGGGACCAUCCCUCCACCCUCCGCUUCCUCCAGGAUCUGGAGCUCUUAGUUGCAAGGGACAGGCAUCUGAAUGGUGCACUGUCAGACAACAGCAUGGACCAAACAGUAACAAAACGGUCAUCAGAGAUGAUUAUGAACACUCCACAGAUGAAGUUGAGGAACAGCUUAAACUGGUUGAAGAGCCUUCGAAACUCAACAGAUACCCAGUGUUUGAGAGCAGAUACCAAAAUCCUGUAUCACGUGUACCGUCCCAACCACUCACAGAUCUGCCUGCUCCUGCCAGUGGCGUCAUCCGUGAGAGACCUCCUCUCCAUCCUGGCAGGAGAAGAGGAGGAAGGCAGCUCAGCAGGGGAAAGUGUCCUUGUCAAGCUCAGGUCCACUGGGGAUCAGUCGGAGAUGAGUGCGGAUGAAAGAUCUGUCUACACCUCACUGCAGGUGAAUGAUCGCCUAUACUAUGGCAGCCGGGAACAGCUGAAGGCACUGGUACCUGCCAAGGAACAGCAGAUCCCAGCGCGUGACGCCUCUUCCCCAUUGGACUCUCUGGGGUCCCGGGAGCUGGCCGUGCAGCUGACUGAGGUCGACUGGGAUCUCUUCCUCUGUGUCCACGAGGUGGAGCUCAUUGUUUAUGGCCUUGGCUUGAAGCCAGAGCCUGGAACCACAGUUUCCAACCUGCAGAGAUACCUGGGGAGGUUCAACCAGAUCCAGUUCUGGACGGCCAGUGAGUUGUGCCUCUGCGCUGACCUCGGGAGGAGAGCAGCCCUCUUAAAGAAGAUCAUCAAGGUGGCAGCGAGUUGCAAGGAACUGAAGAACAUGAACACAUUCUUUGCUCUGAUGUUUGGCCUUUCCAACCCAGCUGUGAGGAGACUUUCUCAAACCUGGGAGAGGCUCCCGGGGAAGGUCAGGCGAAUGUUCCACGAGAUGGAGAGGUUGCUGGACCCAUCACGGAACCACAGAGUGUACAGACUGACUGUGAACAAGCUGGCGCCACCCUACCUACCGUUUAUGCCUCUCCUCCUCAAAGAUAUGACGUUUAUUGAGGAGGGGAACAAGAGCUUAGUCCAUUCGUUGGUGAAUUUCGAGAAAAUGAGAAUGUGCGCACAAGUUGCCCGCUUCCUCCGAGAUUGUCGACGAAAUUACCAAGGCCCAGGUCAGAAAUCGAUUUCAGACUCUCAGCUCGACACACCGUGUAAAAGAUACUCGACAGGUAAGACCAGAAGACAACUGGAGCUGAGUCCACCUCAUUCUCCCUUAGCCCCCUCAUCGAUCAAGAAGAUGUCCAUCUCUGCCUUCAACACACCCAGUAACUUGCCUCUACAGCCCUCUGUAGCAACGAAUCCCACAAAUUCACCUCACUCUGGCUGAAGAAAUUCUGCUGUCGCAUUAAGAACAUAGAACAUUACAGCACAGUCGAGUUCCUUAGGCUGACAAUGUUACAAUGACCUUUCAACCUACUUCAAGAUCACUCUGACCCUUCCCUUUCUUUUUCUUUCAUGCAUGUGCCUAUCUAGGAAUCUCUUAAAUGUCCCUAAUGUAUCUGCCUCUACCAGCACCCCUGGCAGUGAGUUCCAGGCAUUUACCAUUCUCUGUGUAAAAACACCUACCUCUGACAUCUCCUCUAUCUAUGCUUCUUAUCCAUGCCUCGUGAGGGACAUCCCAUCGUUCUGAGGCCGUGCCCUCGGAUCCUGGACUCCCACUGAUGGGGAUAUUCUCGCUAUGUCUCCUCUCUGCAGGCCUUUCAGUACUUGAGAGAUUUCAGUGAGAUUCCCUCAACCUCCCUCAUCCUUCUGAACUCUACCAAGCACAAUCACAGAUACAUCAAAUGCUCAUCGUUCUUUUAGAUUUUUUUUAGACAACUAGUUUCUAGUGACUGAAACACCGUCAGCAGGGAACACCGCACUGUGUGAGGGGCAUUGCGGCGUGAGCACCCUGCUGCAGGAUGCACGGUGAAGAAGGAGUGCUACGCUACGGGAAGCGGUGGGAGUGAGAGGAGAUUUAACAGUGGAACAUUCCUGCUCUUUCAGCCUAUGCACAGACCCUCUCAGCCAAGGGAAACCUCGGUGUCCCGUGGGACCUGCGAGAGCUAAAGGCCAUAGACAAUGAACAGAUCCUGUUCCAGCUGUCCCGUGAACUGGAGCCCUGACACCUCGCUGACAUCAGUGACACACACCCCGACCCACUCCCUCUGAUCAGAGGUUGGGUAUGCGGGUGCAACAUUUGGGGAGGGGGGCGAAGAGGGAGAGGGUGGAGGUAGAGGAGGAGGAGAAGGGAGGUAGAUAGGAG